Molecule: messenger RNA, 2283 nt
Organism: Paramuricea clavata
Lineage: Eukaryota; Metazoa; Cnidaria; Anthozoa; Malacalcyonacea; Plexauridae
Source: the annotation of a GenBank genome assembly
AUGUCAACGAUGGUGUACAGGUUAAAUUUGUUCCAACAGGAGGAGCCGUCUGUGCUCAGAACAUUUGAUAGCUCUGACAUGAAGGAAGAGGGUGGUAAACAAAGAGUGAUACUGAAGUCAUUUGCUGUCCCAACAAUAUUUCCCACUUCUCAGGUUUGUGCCUGUGUCAGUUUCCUCUAUCAUUUUGCUCAUUUAAUAUUUAAAAGUUUAACUUGUUUGUGGCCACAACAUUUUUUGUUGGUACUAGCUUAAAUUGGGCUAUAAUUUUCAUUUAAUAUCUGCACACACCUGUUUCUCACAUGUUUCUCAUAUAUAUAUAUAAUUUUAUAAAUACUCUGAGGAAUUCUAAGCACAAAUUCUAGGGCAACUCCAAUCCAACUUUGCAUGUGCCCCAAGAGGAAUCUCAGACAAUUUGUUAUCUACAGACCCGUGAGUGAGUGUAUCUCUGAAUUACUCAACUAUUUCAUUGACAGGGGUGUGUGUGGGUGUUAUAUGUGGAUGGAAUACACAUAUGCAGGGGAAAAUCAAAUUUCUAUUAAUGGAUUUUUGAAUGUAAAACAUGAACUCUUACCAUUGGCUAUAUAAUUGUAGAUUUCCAAUACGUUGAAUUAGCAAAAACCACCAGGGAUAGAUCCAGCAUGCUGUGCCAGCUCUGGUGCAGAGUUGUUUCGGUAACAUGCGCCGCCCGCUCAUCAACAUUGCUCUACUACUGUAUUUGAACUAUAAUUGAUGUUCACAGUUAGCUUAUCAUCAUGUUAUUACUCAAAUUACUGUAUCUCAUUUUUUCUCCACUAUUUUUUUGCUUUAUACCAUUAAAAUACCAUUAAUGACAAAUAUUACACAUUUUUUAGCAAUUUACCAUACAUGGGAAUAUGUGAUAGUCCACUUCUUACAUUGAUAGUUGAGUUGACAUAUCCAGUAGCAGACAUCGGACCAACAAUGAAUGAUAGCUGAAUAACUUAAGUUGUAUCAAAGCUGCCACAAUAAUUCUUGAACCAUGAAAUGGUGACUGGAUGGUGUCAAACAGUGAAUGGUGUUAAACGGCUGAGUUACAAUAAUUUUAUAAGCAUCAAAGCAUUGGUAGGCUAUAAAUGGGGGGGGGGGGGGUUGACGAAAUGCCAUUUACAGCAACAGAUUUUGCAUUAUAAACAUCAGAGUGUGUAUUAUGCAACAAAUCUAUUUGACUAUUUUCUGCACAUCCAUAGUUAAUAACAUCAGUUGUUUGUUUCAACAAUUGACAAGAAAUAUAAUGUAAUGAUAAAUAAUAUGAGUUGAAAUGAACAAAAUACAUACUUAAUAGUGGCAGAAUUUGCAAAAGGAACAGAGGGACCCUUUAUUGUCCAAGAAGAGCUAGUUUCCUUGACAAGAAAAUUGUAUGGUGUUAGAGUAAAAUAAUGAAGUCAGGCAUGUCUGGGUGCAUUGCAAAUUAAAUGUGUUAGAUUAGUAGACAGUUGACUAACAAUGGCAUAACCACACAUACAUUGGUAAUGUUUGGCGUUAAACAGCAUAAAAUAAUAUAUUCGAAUUAUCUUGCAUCGCAGCUAAGCCUAAGAGUUGUCUAUUGUUCAUGCAUAAAGUAAAUACAUGGUUGCUUUCUGUGUUGGUAUAACAUACUUGUGGACAGGCAUAUUUUUCAAGCUUGCCUGGUGUGGAUAUACACUCAGAGUAACAUCACAAGCAUCAAGUAAAUACAUGUUCACUAUUCUGUAACUCCCGUAGGUAAUGAAGUAUGGAGAGGCUUGUAAUAAGGAAGGAUCAAGUCAUGAAAAUUUUCAUGGUACGUCAGACAAAAAAAGUAGUUCAGUAGAAACAGUAGUAAUAAAUGAAGAUAGUGUAAGUGUUAAUGAAGAGAUCAUUGCUACAGAUAGUGAGAGUUUUCAGGACGUAACUAUCGAAGACAACGUAAAUAUACCCGGAGGCAAGAGAAAAUAUUUGGAUGAAACAGAGAUUGAGGUAAGCAUGUCUAAAAAAAGGGCACAAACAACCAGUUCUUCUGAAAAGAAUGCACAUUAUGUAAAGUCUCCUCGUAGAGUGAGAAGUCAAGUUGAUGAUCUAAUAGAUAAAGUUGAAAAUUUACAGAAGAGGUUAAAGACAUCUCAGAAGAAAACCAAUAGAAGAGAGAAGAAGGUUAGCACGUUGACUACAGUGGUAAGUGAAUUGAGAGAAAAAAAUCUGAUCAAUAGUGAUUGUGUGACUAUUCUAGAAUCAACUUUUUCUAGAGUUCCAAAGGAACUUAUGAAGAGGUUGGUGACAAAAGAAAAAUCUUGGGGCGUAUCCACCUGA